CUCAGCAGGUCUCUCUCCAAGAGUUAAAGCCACAAAGGAGCUGGCGUCGUGGCUGUGGUAGACUGUGGGGCAAUGUGUGUUUCACUAAUUUUAAGAGUUUACACAUUGUUGGCAAAGUUGUCAAAAUCUUGCUAUUCUGUAGACUGAGAGCUUAGGGUCACCGUGGUUCUUGUUGGGCAUUUAGUGCAACUGGUGCCCUUGAGGGACAGAUGUUCCGGAAAACUGGCAGACUUAUCUCACUGAGUGAGCAGAACCUUGUGGACUGCUCUCAGGCUCAAGGCAAUAAGGGCUGCAAUGGUGGCCUCAUGGAUAAUGCUUUCCAGUAUGUGAAGUCCAAUGGCGGCCUGGACUCAGAGGAGUCCUAUCCAUAUCAAGCAAAGGUUGGACCCUGCAGAUACAGGCCCGAGGACUCUGUUGCCAAUGACACCGGCUUCGUGGACGUCCCUGGGCAGGAGAGUGCCCUCAUGAAGGCAGUGGCAACCGUGGGGCCCAUCUCGGUGGCUAUAGAUGCAAGCCAUCUUAGCUUCCAGUUCUAUGAAGAUGGCGUUUAUUAUGAGCGGCGCUGCAGCAGCGUGCAUCUAGAUCAUGGCGUUCUGGUGGUUGGCUAUGGCUUUGAAGGAGAAGAAUCAAGUAACAAUACAUAUUGGAUUGUCAAGAACAGCUGGGGUGAAGGUUGGGGCCAGAAUGGCUACAUAAAGAUGGCCAAGGACCGGAACAACCACUGUGGAAUCGCCACCGCGGCCAGCUAUCCUACUGUGUGAGAUGAUGUGAUAAAGAAAGCCUUGAUGGAGAACAGGAGAUCCAGAGGAGGAAUUUUUAUCUUAAAACUGAGCACAUUUUACUUACUGGGAUACAACACUUGAAUCUUGAAGCUCCAAAAUGAUUUGCAUUCUGUGGUGUUUUAUAUUUGUUAAAAUGUUAGCACUUCUUUUAUAAGGAUGUAUAAAUUUUUACCUUUCAAAAUAAAACUUUAUUAUUAUUUUUAGUUCUCA
Molecule: messenger RNA, 992 nt
Organism: Myotis myotis
Lineage: Eukaryota; Metazoa; Chordata; Mammalia; Chiroptera; Vespertilionidae
Product: cathepsin L1-like
Exons: 4
Coding region: 210-761 (183 amino acids)
Biological process (GO): immune response
Cellular component (GO): lysosome
Molecular function (GO): cysteine-type endopeptidase activity
Source: RefSeq, a predicted model, not a curated record